Messenger RNA from Prorocentrum cordatum, 849 nucleotides. The record is from the annotation of a GenBank genome assembly. Lineage: Eukaryota; Dinophyceae; Prorocentrales; Prorocentraceae.
AUGACGGGCAGCCUUGAAAGUUUAGGUUUUGGUGGAGGAAGGCGGUACGCGGAGAACAGGAAGUUCGUAGACUCCCUGAGGCUCUUCGACGCCCUCACUUCCAGACAGAAGGACUGCUUCGCGGAGGAGGUCUUCGCCGAGGUUUUCGAGACACCGGGCGAUCGCGUCGUGACCCAGGGCGAGACCAGCUCCGCCAUUCACUUCGUGAAGUCUGGGGAGCUCCAGGCGUUCAGCGGCGGGACCGUCACGACUUUGGGCAAGCACGAGGGCGGCAAGCAGGUGGCGAAGUUCAAGGCCGGCGAGAGCUUCGGGGAGCACUCGAUGCUCUACAAGGAGCCGCAUCAGAACACCGUGAUCACCAUGACGAAGUGCGAGCUCUUGGUCAUCGGCCGAGAGUCCAUGAUCAAGGUGCUCGGCAAUGACUACAAAGACUUCCUUGAGAGGAACUUCCUCAGCGCCGGCCUCCGCAAAUCGCAGGAGAUCUCGCACCUGAACUUCGAGCAGCAGAAGGCCCUGAUGGAGAUCAUGACCGUCAAGAAGCUCCCUCCGAACGAUCGCGUGGAGUCGGGGCUGCGCUUCGCGAUCGUCGUGGUGGCCAUCGUGUUGCGUGAGCAGCUGGGCGCCUCGUUGACGCUCCUCGCUCGGAGGGUGCGGUGCGGUUCCGCCGCGUCGCAGGUCCGAGCCGCCUCGUGGACGCCCCACGAGGCUCCACGUGCGGGGGCGGCGCCUCGUGGGCGCCUCGCGGGCGCCCCCCGCGCGUGGGGUGCACGGCGCAGCCUCGCCACGCUGCAGGCCCGGGCCGCCUCGUGGCGCCGCGUGCAGGACUGGCGCCUCGUGGGCGCCUGGUGA